GUGAAAUAUUCCGAUUGAGGAAAGAGGCGCAUAGUAGUUAACUGGAAGAAUGGCCGGCAUAACAGCCGCGCCGGCGACUGGGUUAUACACGAAUGAAGCCCAAAUCGGCGCUGGAACUGCCCUCCAGAUCACCGCCUUAACACAGCGGGAUUUGAAUAACUUCCGAAUUUCAGCCGUAAUCGAUCGUUUGAGCAUGCACUUUUCCAGCAACAACAAAAACGACAAAGAGUUCGAUAAUCUCUGCCUCUCUCUGUCCAGAGGGAUUGAUUUUUGCAUAGCAAACAAUUAUGUUCCAAUCAAAUCAUCCGCGUUACCUUCUCUUAUAAAGCAGAUGGGCCAAAUUAAAAAUGAUGCCACAACGCAAGCAGCUAUUAUGGUUCUGAUGAUUUCUGUUAAGAGUGCUUGUCAGAAUGGGUGGUUUCCUGAUCAAGACUCUGCAGAGCUCCGCAAUCUGGAAAAAGAGGUUGCAAGAAAUUUUUGCAGUGCAUUAGAUUUCAGCGCUGACCCCAACCCUUCUCACCCAGUUAUCUCAACAGUUAUGUCAAGAUUCUAUCCAAGAUUGAGAAUGGGUCAUAUAUUUGUUUUUCUUGAAAUAAAGCCUGGAUUUGAGGCUUAUGUCAGUGACUUCCAGAUAUCAAAGAGAAAGUGUGCCCCAGGAGAUAGGAUUAGGUUGUUAGUCGUCCAAACGGAUAAUAUUGACACACCUUCCUGCCUUGUUACUCCCGCCAAAGUAAACUUUCUCUUGAACGGAAAGGGAGUGGAAAGGAGGACUAAUCUUUUUGUGGAUACAGGCCCUCAAGUUCCAACAGUUGUGACACCUUUGCUAAAGUAUGGAUCUAAUCUGCUUCAAGCUGUGGGUGAAUUUAAUGGAAAUUAUAUAAUAAUAGUUGCAUUCAUGAGUGAAGUGCCAAACCUUGAUAGUAACACUCUCCAGGACUGCGAGCAGUAUGCUCCUGCAACUGUGGAUGCAGUUUCCUUUUUGCUCUAUGUAGAUUCUGAGGUAAUUGAAGGGUCAUCACGGAUAUCACUGAAUUGUCCUAUUAGCUUUGCACGUAUUAAAAUUCCAGUAAAAGGGAUUUCAUGCAAGCAUAUUCAGUGUUUUGAUUUUGACAACUAUGUGGACAUGAACUCAAGAAGGCCGUCAUGGCGCUGCCCCCAUUGUAAUCAGCAUGUGUGCUUCUCUGAUAUACGCAUUGAUCAAAAAAUGGUUAAGAUUUUGAAAGAGGUCAGACCCAAUGUCUCCGACAUAAUUGUCUCCUCAGAUGGGUCAUGGAAUGCUGCGGUGGGGAGUGAAGAAACAACAGAGAAAUCAGAGGAUAAAACCUUAAAUACAGGACGGGACGAGUCUCCACAACCUGAAGAAAUACUAGAUCUUACUCUGACUGAUGACCCGAUGGAUGUUUUUGAUGCUUCUGGAAGUGAAGACAGAAAACAUUUUUCAAUGGCUAAUGCUCAUUCUACAUCAAUCAACCCUCAUCUGGCCAGCGCAAAUGAUGCCAAUCAAAGCAGGACCCACACUGAGAGUGACGACUUCUGGUCUGGGGUGCAUAGGUCAAGUUUUGGUCAGGGUACAUUAGAUGUUCGAUCAAAUGCACAGACUGUCAGUCCCUCUGCAUCCACUUCAAAUCUAGCCAAUGUUGGGGCUUUCCAUCAUAAUGCUGUUGCUACAACUUCUGCACCACAGAUUGGAACUCCUAUGCCCCAAUAUCAGCAGUAUCAACUUGGGAACUCCCCUGUUAUUAGCGACUAUGGUAGGCCCUCAGCAGUAAACCGGCAUAUAACUAGAACGGCUAGUGCAGUUCAGGGUCUUCCUGCCAUAUCUUCUACUCCCAUCCUGCAACGGAGUUCUUCGGCAAAUGCAGCGAGCAGCCCCUUAACACCAAAUGGUCUUUCUGCAGCUUCACAAGCCUCACUUGCUACAUCUAACUUGACAUCAAAUCAUGCCAGUUCACAUCAGGUGCCACCAGGCUCAUAUUCAUCUACAUUGCCCCAGUAUCCCAGCACACAGCAAAAUCGUCCGUUCCCCUUUGCUCAAUCAUCUCCGCAGAAUACUGGUUUCCUGGACCCGAAUCAGGUGCCCAAUAUGUAUACAGUUUCAAAUGAACACCAAAGUUUUAGUCAGCCGACAAAUUUCAGGAUUCCUCGAUCAAUGAGUAACUUUUCAUCUACGCUCCAGCCAUCCGUGCAACCUUCAACCAAUGUAAUGCGUCACCAGAGCCAUGCAGGAGUAGCUAGCACCCAACAUCUUAAUGUGCCUAGAACAGGUGUAGCUAGUAAUAGCACCCAACAAGCUCAAUGGCGUUCAACCGCAAAUAGAACUGCACAGAUGUCUGUUGGUGCAUCACGAGCUGUCCCUUCGAACUCCAGUUCGCAUAAUAUCCCUACUCCGAUAGCUGAUCAAAGGGUCAGCGACAGGGCUAUACCUCCACCACAGCCAGUCACAACUAUUCAAGAUUCUGUAGAUCCAAAUUGGCGACCUCCUGGCCGGAUGCGUGGAGCAUUAUUAGGGCAGGCUUAUGAGGAUGCCAUGAACCAGUACAUCAUACAGCCCACUCAGCAAGCUCAAGCCCGACCAAUCUCAAAUCCCAUGGCUCUUCCAAACAUCCGGUCAACUUUACCAGCCUUUAUGGGUGGUGGAAAUGCUCAGGGUUCACGUGCUCCAAACUCGACCUCUGCAGCUCCUUCUGGAAGACCGGCAGGGACAGACAUUUUGCCCAGUGGCUCAACAAAGAUGCACUGACUUUGACAUAAGGGUAGGUUGUGUGUUUGAAACCUCCCCUCUAAUUCUCUAAAUAUUAUUUACAUAUAUGGAGCAACAUUUAGUAUGCGAUGAAGUUUGCUGGAUGUGGCUGUGGAGGUUUUCUUGUGCACUAACUAACAUGCUCAAAUUUAACGGAAAAUUGCUAGACUGAUGCUUGUUUUCCUAAUUUCUGCACAGUAAAAUAUUUUCAUCCGUGUCUUA
Messenger RNA from Salvia hispanica, 2962 nucleotides. RefSeq lists its product as uncharacterized. Gene Ontology annotation, cellular component: chromatin. The record is from RefSeq and is a predicted model, not a curated record. Gene Ontology annotation, biological process: protein sumoylation. NCBI's taxonomy places the organism in Eukaryota, Viridiplantae, Streptophyta, Magnoliopsida, Lamiales, Lamiaceae. Gene Ontology annotation, molecular function: SUMO ligase activity; zinc ion binding.